Geodia barretti is the source of this 1248-nucleotide messenger RNA. The record is from the annotation of a GenBank genome assembly. Lineage: Eukaryota; Metazoa; Porifera; Demospongiae; Tetractinellida; Geodiidae.
AUGCGCGACCAGGUCGACAACCUGCGCUCCAAGGGUGUCAAAGAGGUGGCCGCGAUCUACUCGGGCGUGGGCCAGGCCGAGCAGGAGGCCGUGCUCCGCAGCGCCGCCCAGGGCCAUCUCAAGCUGUUGUACGUGAGCCCCGAGCGGCUCUGGUCGCCGAUGUUCCGGGCCUGGUUGCAAGACGUGGACAUAGCCCGGAUCGCCGUGGACGAGGCCCACUGCAUCUCGUUGUGGGGACACUCGUUCCGUCCCGAGUACGCCAUGAUCCCGACGGCCGUCGCCGCCGCGGCAGGCCAACGCCUGCCGGUGGCCGCGGUCACCGCCACGGCCACCCCCGAAGUUCUCGAAGACGUGACACGGCUGCUCGGCCUCAAGCCCGGCGGCGGCCCGUUGGUGCGCUCGGUCGACAGACCCGAGAUUCACUACUACGUGGAACGUUGCCAGAACCGCAAGGACCGCGACCUGCGGGUGGUUCAGGUGGUCGAGGCCUUCCGCCGCCGCAGCGCCAUCGUCUACGUCCCCACGCGCAACGACACCGUGCGGCUAGCCGCACUGCUGAGCAGCUUCGGCCACCGCGUCCGCCCCUACAGCGGGGCGAUGGAACUGGGGGAGCGCCAGCACACCGAGGACGCCUUUCGUCACGGCGAGAUCGAUGUCGUAGUCGCCACCAAGGCCUUCGGACUCGGCAUCGACAAGCCUGACAUCGAGUUGAUCGUGCAUCUCGAGAUGCCUGCCUCCAUCGAGGAGUACGUGCAGGAGACGGGCAGGGCCGCCCGCGGCGCUUGCGACGGGACCGGCCCCGCCACCGGCACGGCGGUGCUGCUCACAACUCGCCGAGACUGCCGCAUCCACGAGUACUUCGUGGAGUCCUCGGCCCCCGCCAUCGCCACUGUGCGGAAGGCUUGGUCCGCGCUGUCCGAGGGCCUCAACUUCAUCGACCCCGACCGGCUCGCCGAGCGGGCCGACACCAAGGACGGCGAGCGCGACGGAUCGCAUGCUCUCGCCUUGCACUACCUGGAACAGGUCCGGGCCGUGCGCCGGCGCCAGGACUUCGUGCUGCGGGGACGGAUCGGAUCGGUGGACGCCACCAAGCACCGUGUGGAGAACUCCGGGCCCGCGACGCGCCUGGCGGACCGCGCCGACGCCAUGCUGGCGCUCGCGCACCGCAGAAGAGGGCGAGUACCGCGGCUGCAAGUGGGCGCAGCGGUUGGGCAGCGCCCCGACGAGGUCGAGCGGACUGGCGAUUGA